Molecule: messenger RNA, 933 nt
Organism: Penicillium cinerascens
Lineage: Eukaryota; Fungi; Ascomycota; Eurotiomycetes; Eurotiales; Aspergillaceae
Product: RTA1 domain-containing protein
Exons: 3
Coding region: 1-933 (310 amino acids)
Cellular component (GO): plasma membrane; fungal-type vacuole
Source: RefSeq, a predicted model, not a curated record
AUGACGAACACCGACGAGAGUCUCUAUAUUGGCUGCAAGCCCUAUAUGCAUGGUGUCGCGACCUCAUAUGGAUAUGUGCCAUCAAAAGGAGCAGGCCUUGCAUUCUGCAUACUCUUUGGUCUAUUGAUGGUCGCGCAUAUCGUUCAAUUCUGCUGGAAAAGGACAUGGGUAUAUGUUGUUUUCGCCAUCGGGUGCUUGGUGGAAUUGAUCGGAUGGGGUGGCCGUGCCUGGUCUGCCGAAUGCCCUUACAACUCAACCGCGUUUCUUAUGCAGAUUUCAACUUUAAUCAUCGCCCCAACAUUCUUCACAGCCGGCAUCUACGUCCUCCUCGGCAGACUAAUCCAGCUUUAUGGUCGCGAGAGCUCUGUGUUAUCACCAAAGCUCUAUCUCUGGAUCUUCUGCACAUGCGACGUCAUUUCACUGUUCGUCCAAGCCGCAGGCGGUGGCAUAGCCUCGUCCGUGUCUAACAAUAAGAGCGAGAGCGACCUAGGGACAAACAUCAUGGUCGCCGGUAUUGUAUUCCAGCUAUUCUCAAUCACCAUCUUCGUCGUUUGCGCUAUUGACGUCUUCCGCCGUGUUAAGCGUCUUGGAUUGCUCGGUUUGGCGACCAAAGGCCGGCUCCGCCCUCUUAUCGGGGCCAUGGUACUUUCCAUUGUUUGCAUCUAUAUUCGAAGCCUUUACCGGACCGUUGAAUUGUCGCAAGGCUGGACAGGGUAUUUAAUCACCCACCAGUCGUACUUUAUUGGACUGGAUGGUGUUAUGAUGGUCAUUGCUGUUGGCGUGUUUAAUAUUUGUCACCCUGGGUGGAUGCUGCCUUCCGAGAUUGAUUUUUCAUUGCCGAAACACGGGUUGUCCAAGUCCGAGUCGUCCGCGUCUGGGACGCUGAACUUGAAACCUAUGGCAGGCAACACUGGUUAUGGGAACCGCUUCUGA